UACAACAUGUCGUCGCCUCGGUUUUUUCUUCUUCUUCUUCCACUUUAGUUUUGCGUGUCUUCUGCUUUGUUGAUAUAUUUCUUUUAACAGAUCAUGUCUUUUGCUUCGUAUCGCCUCAGAGAUCCGGGCGGAACUUACACCUUCUCCAGUCGCCCGAGAGCCGUGGAGAACCGCUCCAAAGCUCCGCAACCAGAGGCACUCAGAAAUUAUGGAAACAUCAUGUAUGACCGUCGUGUCGUCAGAGGAAACACUUACACGCAGCACAUCUUACCCACUACAGCUCAGGCGAACGCCGCUGAAUCCCAGAGGCAGCAGGAGCUCAGGAGGAGAAACGUUGCUCGAAAACGUGACACAAGCAGACUCCAGACUCCUGACGCCCUGCAGGGCAGGACGCACAUCCACGUACAAACAGAUCUUUAUCUUGAAGAACUGAGUGACGCGAUCGUGGCCACAGACAACGAGUGUCAGACCGAUGCUUUCCUGGACAAACCAGCGACGCCUCUCUUCAUCCCCGCCAAAACCGGCAAAGACGUCGCAACGCAGAUAGAGGACGGAGAGCUGUUUGACUUUGACAGGGAGGUGCAGCCGGUGUUGGAGGUGCUGGUGGGGAAGACGAUGGAGCAGUCUUUGCUGGAGGUGAUGGAGGAGGAGGAGCUGGCCUGUCUGAGGGCGCAGCAGAGGGCCUUCCAAGAGCUGCGGAAUAACGAGCUGGCAGAGGUGCAGCGGCUACAGGAGCAGGAGAGACGGCGCAGCGAGGAGAAAAAGCGCAGAGUGGCACAGCAGAGGGAGGCGCUGCAGAAAGAGAAGGAGACUGCGGAGAAAAUUGCUGCCCGCGCCUACACGCAGCAGUACUUAACCGAUCUCCUACCUGCUGUCUUCAGCUCGCUCACAAACCACGGCUUCUUUUAUGACUCUGUGGAGAAAGAUAUUGAGACAAAUCUCUUCCCGUGGCUGAUGACAGAGGUGAACAGUCGUCUGGAGAGGAGGCACACAGCGAGACACCUGCUGGACAGUAUAAUCCACGAUGUGGCUCAGAUGAGAGUGGAGCGCUUCGACGAGCUGGAAACACAACCAGAGAAAUGUGACGAAUAACUGUUUCUGUUUAUGAUCUCACUUGUUUUUAUUGUUACUGUGUGCACUUUGAGAUCAGUUUCACGAUGUAAAGUGCCUUAUAAAUAAAAUGUACUAUUAUUAUUGUUAUUAUCGUCAGAGAGGAGUCAGAGGCAUCAGUGUACUAGAAAUCAAAAUCUCUCAUGAUUUGUUCUUUUCCUUCUAUAAAUGACAUCAGUGUAAGUGUUGUGAGGAUUAUUCAACGUCAUUUCACGUCGGAUAACUAAUAUGAUUAUUCUUGUGAUUAUGUAACGUGUUCGGUUUUAAUUUGAAAGGAAAAAUGGGAGUUUUAAAAACCUGACGGGUCACACAAUAUAAUCCAUAAUAUUGUCUUUAUUAGAAAUCGAGUAAAAUGCAGUUCAUGCAAGAUUUUAAAUGUAUGUGAUGUUUUGUUGUUGGUGCGGAUCAUUUUAAUAUUAUAUGUAUUAAAUAUGUAUUUAAUGACUGACCCUGA
Molecule: messenger RNA, 1564 nt
Organism: Solea solea (common sole)
Lineage: Eukaryota; Metazoa; Chordata; Actinopteri; Pleuronectiformes; Soleidae
Gene: rsph3
Product: radial spoke head 3
Exons: 8
Coding region: 94-1092 (332 amino acids)
Cellular component (GO): cilium
Source: RefSeq, a predicted model, not a curated record